AGCAACGUUGCUUAAUUAGACCCAGAAGAGACGGAUCUUAUGGGACGCGUGUCACACUUUCCCGUUUCUUUCUCUCUCUCGAAAAUCAUCUCCUCUCCUUCUUCACCGAUUUAUGCACCGAGAUCCUCCAAGCUCACGGCUGGGGCUCAAGCUCAAGUAUGUUUCAAUCGCGAUAAUCUGAUUCAGAGUCAUAUACUCAAUCUUGGCAUCUCUAAUCGCUGUUUCUUUCGCGAAAUUAUGAAUUUUGUGAUUGGGUUUCACAAGAGGAAGAAGAAGAGAAGAAAGGAAGCUCAGAAGCAGCAUGAGGAAUCGUUGAGGCGAAAGCGUAUCGAGGCUCGUAAGAAGAGGAAAUUGGAAGAGAUGAUGGUCGCUGGGAAUGCUGAGGAAACUGAAGAUGUAGAAACUGAGGUUGAAGAUGCAGAGAAUAAAGAGGUGAAGAAGAGUGAAAGAGUAGCAUUAUGUCUUAUACAGGGAGACCAACAAGGGAGCCGUCAUCUCAGGUAACAUAGAAGCUUUCAUCUCAGAAGAAGACUUUGGUUAUGUCACUCUGUUGUGAAGCAAGUCUAGUUUUUGGUCUCUUGUUUUGUUGUGUCAUUGUGUUGUUUUGUAGACUGCUUUUUUUGUGUCACCCUCAUGUAUCACUUUUCUAUUUUGUAAUCUUGUGUACUCAAGGACUUGUGUAUUCACGUGAUUACUAGUGACUUGUGUACUCUGAUUCUCUAUAUAAAACUAAACGACCAAACAUUUUGAUCUCA
Brassica napus (rape) is the source of this 755-nucleotide messenger RNA. RefSeq lists its product as uncharacterized. Bases 40 to 504 code for a protein of 154 amino acids. The transcript is spliced from 4 exons. The record is from RefSeq and is a predicted model, not a curated record. NCBI's taxonomy places the organism in Eukaryota, Viridiplantae, Streptophyta, Magnoliopsida, Brassicales, Brassicaceae. Gene Ontology annotation, molecular function: RNA binding. Gene Ontology annotation, cellular component: nucleolus.